This is a messenger RNA of Megalops cyprinoides (Indo-Pacific tarpon), 2674 nucleotides long. RefSeq names its product transcription factor E2F1-like. Lineage: Eukaryota; Metazoa; Chordata; Actinopteri; Elopiformes; Megalopidae. Gene Ontology annotation, molecular function: protein dimerization activity; RNA polymerase II cis-regulatory region sequence-specific DNA binding; DNA-binding transcription factor activity, RNA polymerase II-specific. Gene Ontology annotation, cellular component: Rb-E2F complex. The coding region runs from base 1025 to 2320 and encodes 431 amino acids. The transcript is spliced from 7 exons. The record is from RefSeq and is a predicted model, not a curated record. Gene Ontology annotation, biological process: regulation of transcription by RNA polymerase II; G1/S transition of mitotic cell cycle.
CAAUCCAUACGCGGGGAUGCGACACGUGCAGCUUUCGCGGCAAAAAAGAUUUGGCGCGUAAACUCCAGCUCCUUGUUCCGAACAGCUGGAAAAAUGACAAUAGCGGAACAACUAGCGAGCUGGCUAACUAGCUAGCCAGCCAACUUGCAGUGGCAUUUUUGAUCGGACAUACGGCUCAGAUGAAGAACAGCCUUCUGGAGAUUUCUGGAGAAAAAUUUGGGAUCUGUAAACACAGCUAGCUAGCUAUCUGUGUCUUUGGGCAUACAAAUGCAACUGAGGGGAGCACUAGUCUUUUAUGCAGGAGUCAAAGCCAUAGGAAAUAUUAGAACUGUCUCGGCUAACGUUAGCUUUGUUCUUAAUUUGGAAAAGUAGCUGAGUACGCGACAAGGACGCUUGCUACGUAUUGAUGCUGCUGGUUAAUUUGAUUAGCAAACUAAAGUUAGCUGCCAGAAAGAAGAGAAGAACGAGAAAAGCCAUGCAAAAGCAAAAUAAAACUGAAAGGGAUUGUGGCCGGAUAGUUAGCUAGGCCUUUCCCGUGGGUGGGCGGAAGCAACCGGAGCAAGAUAGCUAGCUAACAGUUUCUGACAGCAUAGUUUGCAAGUAGACUAGCCAAAUCUGGUCAAUUUCCGUAGCCAACUGCUAGCGGUACAUGGCCAGGUAAACUUAGGAAAGACAGCAUAUUUCUUAAUCAGGCAACUGUUGUUAAUCAUGUUUUCUUAGCAGGCAGUUUGGUUAGCUAAAUCUGUCGAUGACAAGGUGAACAAUAGUAACUAACUGCAGCUGCCUAGGUCAUUACUGACUUUGAAUAUAGCAGACAGAUAGAUAACGUUAUACACUACCUAGCUAGUGUAGAAAACAAAACUGGAUUAGCUGUAUUUCCUUUUACCGUGACAAGAGCAAGCUAUCGGAACGGCCAACAUGCUCAGAAUCACAAACGUGAAGGAGGGAGGUAGUUAUCAAAUGAGGCGUUGGAUUUUAGCAUCACGGUAUUAACGACGGCUGAAGUCUGACCAAUUUUUGUGCAAUGUCAGAUACACUGAUAAGUGGCCAGACCUCGGAGGAUCUUUUGGUCGACUUUGAAUCCCUUCUGAGCUCUGGAAGCAUAGAUCUCAACCAAGAUCACCAAAUCGUAAUUAUCUCCACUCCGGGUAAUGUGGACAUUGUCUCCGCCGCCCAUGGCAGCAACGGGGAAAUCCUGUUGUUCGCCACGCCGCAAGGCCCUGAACCCGUGGAAGAGCAGCAGAAACCGACUUUGGGGCGUCCACCGGUCAAAAGGAAGCUGAACUUGGACAGUGACCACCAGUACGUAAGCAGCUCUUGCCCAGGCCCUGGAGGAGAAACUGGUGGAGAGCCGUCAGUCUCACCAGCACAACCGAGAGUUCUGAAGGCUGUGGAGAAGUCGCGCUAUGACACAUCACUGAACCUCACCACCAAGCGCUUCCUGGACCUCCUGGGAAGGUCUCCUGAUGGGGUGGUGGACCUGAACUGGGCCUCCCAGGUCCUGAAGGUGCAGAAGCGCCGUAUUUAUGACAUCACCAAUGUCCUGGAGGGCAUCCAGCUCGUCUCGAAGAAGUCCAAGAACCACAUCCAAUGGCUGGGCAGCGGUGUGGGCGGAGUUUCUGUGGUGCGCUACCAGAGUCUGCAGAAGGAGGUGCAGGACCUGGAGCAGGCUGAGAGGGAGCUGGACGACCUCAUCGCCAAGUGCAACCUGCAGCUACGGCUCCUCACAGAGGACACCCAGAACAAGAAGCUUUCUUACGUGAUGUGCGAGGACCUGCAGAGCACAGUGGACCCGCCCGACCAGCUCGUCAUGGUGAUCCGGGCCCCUCCGCAGACCCAGAUGCAGGUGCUGGACCCCUCCGAGGGUUACAAGAUCUCUCUGAAAAGCACCCAGGGGCCGAUUGAGGUCUUCCUCUGCCCAGAGGACAGCACUGGGACCUGCAGCCCUCUCACCGUCGACAGCCUGUCUAAAGCCGACAGCCAGACGUCACCCCCACGGUCUCCUCCGAGCGCCCUGGAGCAAGGUCAGUGCAGCCCAGACCCAGAAGUGACAUCAGCGCUGCCUCCGGACAGUGAAGCCGAGACGCUCUUCGAAAGAGACGCGUUCCCUAACCUGGAAGCCAUGCCCCCCUUCGAUUUUUCGCUGCUGGCAUCUUCGGAUUACCUGACGUCCGAGGACCUCUGCUCGCUCCCCAUGGACAGCUUCAUCAGCCUCUCCCCCCCUCACGAGCACGACUACCACUUCGGGCUGGAGGAGGGCGAGGGCAUCAGUGAGCUCUUUGACUGUGAAUUUGGAGACCUGGCUCCCCUUGACCUUUAAAUUUUUUAAUAUUUCCUUUCAAGUCAGUGCUGCGCAGAUUCGCCGAUCGCUAAAUCAUAUGGAUGGGUCAUAUCUCACCAAGCCUUCUACUGUAUGUUAGUCUAUCCGCGUUCUGUCAAGAUCGGUGAAUGUGUGCCGUAUCUGUGCAGUAUUUGUCAGACAUUAAGGCCAGAAUGUGGCUGUUUGCUCUCAGGAGGAACCAUUUCAGCAGCUGUAAUGCAUGGAAGCGUGGAAGUACCCAUGAUGAGAAAGUUGGUAUUAGCUGCUGUUAAGGAAUAUUGCAAUAUCUGUGUAACCUUGCAGUGGUUUUAGCAGUAUUGUAUAUCACUCCCCUCCCUCGCCACAGCCCACUUC